AUGUUCACGGUUAUAUCAGGCGGAACUUCAACGAACGAGCUGGUUAAUCUUUUCGAAUCCAUAUCCAACUCUGUGUCUUAUAUUCUGCCAAUUAGUGAUAAUGGUGGUUCAACAUCUGAAUUGAUUCGUGUCAUUGGAGGCCCGGCAAUUGGAGAUGUCAGAUCUCGCAUCACAAGGCUAAUACCUAAUCCUGUCUACAAGCACUUCUUCUCCUAUCGGCUGCCAGAAGAAGAGCAACAAGCAGAAAUUGAAUGGAAUGAAAUAGUCAGUGGAACACAUCAAGUAUGGAAGAAUAUUGAACUGCCUAUCAAAGAGCUGAUAAGGUCAUUUUUGAUCCAUAUUCAUAUGGAAUUGCUUAAGAAAUCAAGGCCUGGGGCUCGCAACUUUAACUUUGCUAAGGCUAGUAUUGGCAAUAUGUUUUUAAGCGGCGCUAGAUUAUUUGUGGGAUCCCUUGAUUCUGCUAUUGAACUGAUGUUGAGGAUUUGUAAUAUUCCACAGAAUACCAGUAUUUUGCCUUGUCUCAACACCAACUUUACCUACCAUAUCAGUGCUGUGCUGGAAGACGGCUCCAUAAUUACGGGCCAGUCUCAAAUUUCCCACCCAAUCAGCAAAACCGUCAAGGAUCAAAAUUUUGAAAUUUCAUCCACUAACGGUCAAAAUACUCCCACUCCAUCAUCUCACACCGCAUCGUCGUUCAACGAUUACCAGAUGAUCAGAAAACUUCUAAUUGACAAUCAUGAACGUGAUAAUGAGAACGAGUUUGCUGUUCCUGUUUAUACGCAUCCCGAACUGACAAAAUCUCAACUGCAUUUUACUAAAGAUGAUUCCAUCCCUCUCCCGUCUCCCAUCCGACGGGUGUUUUAUAUUUCUCCUUACGGGGAAGAAGUCUUCCCUGUUGCACAAUCCAGAGUUAUUAAGGCAGUUGAUUCGGCUGAAACUGUUGUUUACUCAAUUGGCUCGUUAUUUACCAGUAUAAUCCCGGUGCUAAUAUUGCAAGGUAUGGGACAAGCUAUUCUAUCAAAGAAAAGGGGUAAUAAAGUUCUUUUACUCAAUGGUUCAUACGAUAGGGAAACUUUCACCAUGACUGCGUUAGAUUUCGUGAAGCAUAUACACGAAGCGCUGGACUAUAGUAUGUCGUUACAGAACGGAAAGCUAUCGAAAACAAAACGCACAAAAUACAGAGAUUUUAUCACUCAUGUUUUCUAUCCUGAGCAAGGAGAAAUCUUGGUUGAUGCUGAUGAAUUGGCGCAACAUGGAAUUAAAGGUGUACCAGUGAAAGGCCAGUCUACAUACGAUUUGGAUGACUUAGAGAUGAAACUGUCCAUCAUUCACAACAAAGUGUUAUUUACAAACUAA
This is a messenger RNA of Komagataella phaffii GS115, 1356 nucleotides long. RefSeq lists its product as uncharacterized. The coding region runs from base 1 to 1356 and encodes 451 amino acids. The record is from RefSeq and is a predicted model, not a curated record. Lineage: Eukaryota; Fungi; Ascomycota; Pichiomycetes; Pichiales; Pichiaceae. The transcript has a single exon. Gene Ontology annotation, molecular function: LPPG:FO 2-phospho-L-lactate transferase activity.